AUCAACAUAAUUAAUAAAAGAGAGAGGGAGAGCGAAGAGAAGCGAGCGAGAGAGAGAGAGAUGUCGAGAGUUUUGUUAGUCGUUUGUGUCUUGCUCACUAUGUCAUUCGUCCAUGCACGUGCUCGUCAAGUGCCUGGAGAGUUUGACGAGGGCAAGACGACGACACGUGAAGAUACAACAACAACGGUCGUGCAUGCAAAUGCAGCUGAUCAGUCACCACCAAAAAGCCUCGGCGACAAAAAAUGCAUCGGAAAAGUCGGAGGGAUAGGUGGAUUCGCGGGAGUUGGUGGUUACGCCGGCGUGGGAGGUCUAGGUAUGCCACUCAUUGGCGGUCUAGGCGGUAUCGGUAAAUACGGUGGCAUAGGCGGUGCAGCUGGAAUCGGUGGCUUUAAGGGUCUAGGCGGAGGUUUGGGAGGCGGUGUUGGAGGUCUUGGUGGAAUUGGUGGGGGUAUUGGUAAAGCAGGUGGUAUUGGCGGUGUUGGCGGAGCUGGAGGUGGUUUAGGCGGUCUAGGUGGAAUCGGUGGUGGUGGCAUUGGUAAGGCAGGUGGUAUUGGUGGUGUUGGUGGUAUCGGCGGUGGGCAUGGCGUGGUCGGUGGCGUUGGCGGUGGACACGGCGUGGUCGGUGGCGUUGGCGGUGGGAUCAUUCCACAUCCUUGA
Brassica oleracea var. oleracea is the source of this 657-nucleotide messenger RNA. Its product is annotated as glycine-rich cell wall structural protein-like. The coding region runs from base 61 to 657 and encodes 198 amino acids. The transcript has a single exon. Lineage: Eukaryota; Viridiplantae; Streptophyta; Magnoliopsida; Brassicales; Brassicaceae. The record is from RefSeq and is a predicted model, not a curated record.